Messenger RNA from Paramuricea clavata, 627 nucleotides. NCBI's taxonomy places the organism in Eukaryota, Metazoa, Cnidaria, Anthozoa, Malacalcyonacea, Plexauridae. The record is from the annotation of a GenBank genome assembly.
AUGACAAACCCGUUUGAUCCUGAUCUGAAAGAUCUUAUAAACAUCGCCAGUGGGGAGGUGGCAAAUCCUUGCGUGGUGACUGAUAUGCUAGCCGCAAAAGAAAUUGGUGAAAGAAAAUUCAAAGAGUUUGUGGACGACAAAGUCAAAGCUGGAAAGCCAGAUAUAUUUACAACAAUAUCGAAAACAAAUCUAAAGACCUUUACGAAACAAAAUGUCAAAUCGCAAGUAAAAACGAAGAAAGGUGAGAUCGUUGAACUAAGAAACGAUGCAAAGUUUAUCUCUCGUUUGUUGGCAAUCGGUGAAUCUAGAGAAGUUGAUAUGAAAAAUCUUAUGUCGUACAGUUUAAGAAAGUUCCCACAUCCUUUUGCAACAGUUGAUGGUGAACUUGUGAAAAGCCCAAAAUGCAAACUUCUUCAUGAAUUGGUUGGCCGUGUAACUGAUCCACUGGUUGAAACGACACAGACGUCAGGAGCCUUGUUACUAGACGCGAUGGCAAUGUUGCAGACAUUGAAAUAUAUUCCCCAAACAUUUGGAGAACUAGCGGGGAAGAUUUUGCAGAUGCUUUUAGGUUGUGCCAGAACUGCAAAUGCAGAAAGAGUUGACUUUGUAAGCGACAGAUAUCCUGCU